AUGUCAUCGUUCUCCGAGGCGGCCCUGGAAAAGAAGCUGUCGGAGCUGAGCAGCUCUCAGCAGAGCGUCCAGACGCUGUCCUUGUGGAUCAUCCAUCACCGAAAACAUUCGGGCCUCAUCGUCAAAGUGUGGCACAGAGAACUCAAGAAAGCUAAAACCAGCAGGAAGCUGACGUUCCUCUAUCUGGCCAAUGAUGUCAUCCAAAACAGCAAGAAGAAAGGACCCGAAUUCACCAAAGACUUUGAGUCGGUCCUCAUUGAUGCCUGCUCUCACGUCGCCAGUGAAGUGGACGAGAGCUGCAAAAAGCACAUGGAGAGACUCCUGAACAUCUGGAAGGAGCGCAACCUUUACAGAAGCGACUUUAUUCAGCAGCUCACUCUAGCCAUCGAAGACUCCAACAGCCCACAGCCUACAGGUUUCGAAGAAAAGAAACCGGUGAAACGAACCUAUCAGAAGAUCCAGCAAGAGGAAGAGGAUGAAGAGGAUGACGACUACAGAAGCAUCACAUCUCCUCGCAACACGGACGCCUCUGCUAAUCAGCUGGUAACAGAGGAGCUGGUGAAAGCACUGCAAGACUUGGAAAACGCCGCUUCCGGAGAUGCAGCUGUACGACAGAAAAUCGCCUCGUUGCCGCAGGAGGUCCAAGACGUCUCACUACUGGAAAAAAUAACUGACAAGGAGGCAGCAGACAAUCUGUCCAAGACGGUGGACGAAGCAUGUCUGCUGCUGGCAGAGUACAAUGGCCGCCUAGCGGCAGAACUGGAAGACCGCAGGCAGCUGGCUCGCAUGUUGACUGACUACAUUGGCAGCCAGAAGGAGGCGCUGGUGGAACGAGAGAAGAAGCUAGAGGAAUACAAGCAGAAGUUGGCCCGGGUGACCCAGGUGAGGAAGGAGCUCAAGUCGCACAUCCAGAGUCUGCCUGACCUCUCCCUUCUUCCCAACGUAACCGGCGGUCUGGCCCCGCUCCCUUCAGCCGGUGACCUCUUCUCCACUGACUGA
Molecule: messenger RNA, 999 nt
Organism: Nerophis lumbriciformis (worm pipefish)
Lineage: Eukaryota; Metazoa; Chordata; Actinopteri; Syngnathiformes; Syngnathidae
Source: RefSeq, a predicted model, not a curated record